ACUGAUAACGUUGUUUACCUAUUUUUUUAACUACAGCUCGUUAUAACAAAUAAUGAAAAUUUUUAAAAAUGUAAACAAAUUUAGGUUCUUGAUAUAAACUUUUUCAACAUUUCUACUUCAAAAUUAUGUCUGUAAAUUUAAAUGAUAUAUUUAUAGGUGAAGUUGCAUCUGUCCAAAACUAUGGGGCAUUCAUUAGAAUACCAGGAAAUAAGCAACAGGGUUUGGUACACCGUACUCAACUGUCUAGAGUAUCUGUAGAUGAUGCCACAGAAGUUUUAUCUAAAGGAGACAAAAUCUGGGCAAAAGUUAUUGGAACUGAUGAUGGAAAAAUUUCUUUGUCUAUGAAAUUAGUCGAUCAAGGUAAUGGUAGAGAUUUAGAUCCUAAUGGUGUUCAGAUGUUCCAAGAUGAACAAAGAAGAAAAUCUCAACCUAAUAUUAAGGGCAAAAGAACAAUCCAAUUAGAUGCUGUGUAUAAUACCAAGUGUGUUAGAUGUGGAACUGGUGGACAUUUAGCUAAAGACUGUUUUAAAGGAACAUCUGGAAAAGUAUAUGAACUUUUACCAGAAGAGGAUGAGAUUAAUAUUGCUCCUGUUCAAUCAAAAUCUGAUGUUCUAGUUAAAAAUGAUACUUUAUCAAUAAAAAGUAGUACAAAAAAGAAAAAAAAGAAAAAGUCUAGUGAGUCAAAAAAAAAAAAAAGAAAGAAAAAGACAUUUAUCAACUUCUUCAUCCAAUAGUUCCAGUUCAGACAAAAGUUCAAAAACAAAAUCAAAGAAACACAAGAAAAAAAAAAGAAUAUAAUUUUUUACUUUAUAUUUGCAAUAUAAUUAGUGAAUAGUUAUUUAAGAUUGUAUUCUGUGAAGUCAAGUUUAAUAAAUUAAUAAGUCAUUUUUAA
Molecule: messenger RNA, 892 nt
Organism: Sipha flava (yellow sugarcane aphid)
Lineage: Eukaryota; Metazoa; Arthropoda; Insecta; Hemiptera; Aphididae
Product: nucleolar protein of 40 kDa-like
Exons: 6
Coding region: 126-734 (202 amino acids)
Biological process (GO): RNA stabilization
Molecular function (GO): zinc ion binding; RNA binding
Source: RefSeq, a predicted model, not a curated record